UCAUACAACAGCAGAAAAACCAAACAGACAAAAAUGAAAAUGCUGUUUCAAACAAUUAAAAAUAAUAACACCAUUCAAAUAAAUUAUAGUUUACCUAUUAAGAACUACUAUAAAAUGAAAAUUUGCAUAUUAAUUGUGACACUGUCCUCACCAUAAAUGCCUCGUAUUCUGUGUUGUGGUUUAACCUGAGGUGUUUCACAAGGUUUAUUGUGUUGCCACAAUAGUUUAGUUACUUUCCACGGUGUUCCUAAGUUACCUCGAAUGACUUAAGUAUCGAAAGUAUCGAUUAUUCUUAUUUGAGAAUCAAUUUGAGGAUAUAAAGACCUGGUAUCGGAAGUAUCGAUAUAUCAGCAUCGAUCCGCACUUCACUAGUUUCGACGUAAACGCAGCGUGAAAGAAAUGAGGAGUUAGAAUGAAUCAAAGCGAAUAAAUGUCUCCGACGUGAGGAUGCAGAGACAGAGGCGCGUGGUGGAGGUUGUGGGGGUUCCAGAUGUUUUACCAGCUGACAGGAUAGUUGACAAACUGCAGGUUUAUUUCCUCACAGCGAAGAGUGGAGGAGGAGAUGUGCUUCAGUUGUUGUAUCCUUGUGAUCAGCCGGGACAGGCCUUCAUCCUGUUCGAAGAUCCUCGGGUUGCCGCUCGAGUCUUGCAGAAGAGCUCUCAUGUGUUGGAGCUGAAUGGUCAACAAUAUCAUUUAAAAGUGAAAGUGUCUGAGAAGGAUCUCCCGGUGGAGGCAACCGUGCAUCUGAAUCAUUUUCAAGACGAGACACAAGUGCGACAGAUCCUCGGGUCACACGGUUUCACGGUGACAGAUCUGGGCGGAGGUCGGGUGAGCGUUGAGGGUUCUUUUUUGAUGCUCAAGGCCGUGAAGGUUAAAUUGGAGAAGCUCGCGAAGAGGCCGACGCGCUCAUCCUCACCAGCGCCUGCAGUUUCCUCCGGAGCCAUUCCCAAACGUGAGAUUAAGAGUCUUUCCAGAAGCAAUUCCCUAUCCAGACAGAAGCCUCCACACGAAUCCCCAUCUUCGCCCGACACCUCCUCUUCUUACGCAUCCGGCUCCUCACGCAACCAUCCACUCUCUCAGGAGAGAAGAGCUUCUUAUUCGCCAGACGAGCCUGCCUCGGUCAGGCCUGGGGUUGAGUCCUUCGUUGUUGAUGCAGACGUGUUCAGCUAUGCUGACAAGGUCGAGAACAAAAACAUUAAAACCCUUGUGAAAACCCAUAAGGUUGCAAUGGAUGCGAAGGAAAAUGGUGACAGCUACAACAUCACUGUAACGGGGGGAAACUCAAGAAAAGCCGUCAGUGAACUUCAGAGGUUUUUGGAGGGUCUCAGCAAAUCACUACGCACUCAGGAAGUCCCUCUGGUGGACAUGGAUUUUGAAGGCAGGGCUCUUUUACAGAGAAUUCGGAAAACCAAACACAUUCACGACUCAGUGCUGGUGUUUGAGCUGGGAGACAGGCUUCACCUCGUUGGACCGUCCAGCGAGAGCUACAAGUUGAAGCAGAAGUUACUGGGGAGGCCGGUGGAUGAGUCGGGACGCGGGGGAAGGAGCUUCGUUAGAGAAUCCAGGAGCAGGAGCAGGAGCAGCUCCCUGCCAACGGCCCAUCAAAAGACCACGGGAAGAGAAAGCGGUGGAGCCGUGGCUGAUCCAUCUCCCGGUGGAGCUGCAGGUUACUCCCCAUCAAAGUACCAGGACGAUAAGCAGAGUGGAGCUUUGAGCAGGAGAAGCCACUCGGAGUCCCGUGGAAAUAAAAAGGCAGUAAAAGAUAACAAAGACGGACAAGACACAGGAGAGAAUCGUCAGCCUAAUAAAUUAGUCAGAAGACUCCCACAGUUGCUAAAUUUUAGACAAAAAGAUAUAAAGGAAAUGUUGAAAAUAAAUAAAAAAAGAAAGUGAGCAGGAAAUUGCAUGAUUAUAAACAACACUAAAAACCACCAGAGUUUUAAAGGACAUACCUACAGUGUUAGCAUACCUUAGCUUAGCAUACAGUGCAUGGCUGCAUACAAGCUCACAAAUUAUAACACGCAAUAUCUUGCGUUCAAUUUCUAAAUUUUUAUUCAUUUCACACACACAAAAAAACAAUAUGCAAAAAAUAAAUGAAAAGUUUUGUUUACCUUUUCUUGACCUGCAAGAAAUGAAUCGACAUAUUUUUGUCUGUCGAUCAGAUAAUUAACAACAGAAUGUUUUAUUGUUUGGGCAGAAGGUGAAUGUAAUUCUAAUUAUUUUCCUGAAUCAGACUUUCAAACAAACAGAUAAUUUUUAAAAUUUAUUGUUUAUUAAAAAAUAUCGAAAUGGCAAUAUAUCGCGAUACUUUUGUUCCGAUACAAUAUCGAUUUUGAAUAUUUUAAUAUUGAUUUUAAAAGAAAGUCAUGUUUUGCGCCAAUGGUGCAAUAAAUUGGAGGAUCAUUUGGAUUAAUAUUGUUUUUUGACUUGUUUUGUCCAAUGAAUUAUCACUGACAUCUGAUGUACAUAUAUGCAAUGUGUGUUUUGUUACCAACUGCCACCUCUAAUUAUUAUAUAUCUUGACUUUGUUUGCCCAUUAUGAUGAAAUGUUUCUGUAUGACCUCAAAUGUUGUUUUGAAUGACUGGCAGCUCGAAAAGCCAAGAUAUUAUUUGACUUAAAAUUAUGUUGUUAGAAUGGUUCAUAUCCUGUUGAUCAGUUAGUUGCCGUGGUGACAGAUGGCUGCUCAGUUUGACCACGUUAUACCGUUAUUUGAUGAAUCAAUAUGUGGUACCGUCCGUUCUCUCUUCUAUGCAAUUCAGGCUUGAGUUGAUUUUCCGCAGAUUAGUUUAAGACUUCACGCGCUACCUCAUUUACACCACUACAAAUAUGUAUGAGAAUGAGUGUUUUAAAUAUAAAUAAUGCAAAUUGGAAAUAUAAUUUAACGAUAAUUGUUUUUUUGUUGAUUAAAUUCCACGUUUAAUCCUC
Messenger RNA from Mugil cephalus (flathead mullet), 2926 nucleotides. RefSeq lists its product as uncharacterized. NCBI's taxonomy places the organism in Eukaryota, Metazoa, Chordata, Actinopteri, Mugiliformes, Mugilidae. The transcript has 4 exons. Bases 448 to 1893 code for a protein of 481 amino acids. The record is from RefSeq and is a predicted model, not a curated record. Gene Ontology annotation, molecular function: RNA binding.